Molecule: messenger RNA, 2835 nt
Organism: Fusarium graminearum PH-1
Lineage: Eukaryota; Fungi; Ascomycota; Sordariomycetes; Hypocreales; Nectriaceae
Exons: 3
Coding region: 1-2835 (944 amino acids)
Biological process (GO): autophagosome organization; protein autophosphorylation; peptidyl-serine phosphorylation
Cellular component (GO): autophagosome; cytoplasm
Molecular function (GO): ATP binding; protein serine/threonine kinase activity
Source: RefSeq, a predicted model, not a curated record
AUGGCGGGCCCACAGGAGUCGUCGACCUCCUCGGGGUCCAGGAAGUCGGGCAGUCGUGCUGUAGGACAGUUCAACAUCGGCUCCGAGAUUGGUAAAGGCAGUUUUGCUCAAGUGUAUCUGGGCUGGCAUAAGGAAACCAAAGCUGCUGUCGCCAUAAAGUCCGUCGAGCUUGAACGCCUGAACAAGAAGCUAAGAGAGAACCUUUACAGCGAAAUCCAAAUUCUUAAGACAUUACGCCACCCACAUAUCGUUGCCCUCCAUGACUGCAUCGAAUCAACCAGCCAUAUCAACCUGAUUAUGGAAUACUGCGAGCUUGGCGACUUGUCCCUCUUCAUUAAAAAACGAGAGAAGCUCGCCACACACCCUGCCACGCAUGACAUGGCACGCAAAUACCCCAGCAUGCCAAAUUCUGGCUUGCAUGAGGUUGUCAUUCGACAUUUCCUAAAACAGCUGACUAGUGCCCUCGAGUUUCUACGCAGCAAAAACUACGUUCAUCGAGACGUCAAGCCCCAAAACCUACUACUAUUACCCUCGCAACCCUUCAGAGACCAAAGAAGUCGCCCAGUCAUGCAAGCCAGCCAAGAUUCGUUGAUUCCGAUUUCUGGUUUGGCAUCUCUACCUAUGCUCAAACUUGCCGACUUCGGCUUCGCCCGAGUGCUUCCCUCUACUUCCCUGGCCGAUACCCUCUGUGGGUCCCCCCUGUACAUGGCCCCAGAAAUUCUCCGAUACGAGCGAUAUGAUGCGAAAGCCGAUCUUUGGUCAGUGGGAACUGUGCUCUAUGAGAUGAGCACAGGUCGCCCUCCGUUCCGGGCCAGAAAUCAUGUCGAGUUAUUGAGAAAGAUUGAAGCUGCUGAGGAUGUUAUCAAGUUUCCGAGGGAGGUCAGCAUCACUCCUGAGCUAAAGGCUCUAAUUCGAAGUCUCUUGAAGAGAAGCCCGGUCGAACGGCUCAGCUUUGAGAAUUUCUUCACCCAUCAGGUAGUCACUAGUGAAAUCCCUGGUCUCGUAGAGGAUGACAUUCCCAAGUCACUCAGGCAAGAAUCCCGAGAUCCAAGGUCAGCUUUUCAAUCUGGUUCGCCGUCCCUAUCGUCCCGCAGCCCACGUCAGACAGGUCACCAGUCUCCGACGGAAGCUCUUGUCUCCAGAUCUCCUAGAGAUCAGCAACCCAGAUCACCACAGGUGGGAAGUCCGGGGGGGAGUCGAUAUGCUCGGCGAUCAAACGAAAGCCAACGUACCACUGGCAACUCCCCUCGCGAAGGUGGAGAGGGCUUGGGCAUCCGCCGUCCUGUAGCUCAGCAUGCGAUGACUGCUCCUGUUCAACAGGUUGCUUAUGAUUCAGUAACGGGUCGCAAUAGGGCCUCGCCGCCCACAUCUCUAUUAGAUCAGGUACGUAGAAACAGAGCGUUGAGUAAUCCGCCCAUCACCGAAGAGGAGAGGGCAGCCCAGGACGUAGCUCUGGAGCGGGAAUACGUUGUGGUUGAGAGACGCCAUGUUGAAGUCAACGCUCUGGCCGAUGAGCUGGCAGCCAACGAGAAACUCGGCGACGCAUCCCAGAGAUCUGGACCCAUAACUCGACGAUAUACCCAACAGGGGGCACCCACAUCCACAACAGGUGCAAUUUCGACGCCAUAUUCUCGCAAUGCGUUGGCGACUCAGCCUCGCCAUGACCGGAAGUCAUCAUACGAGAAAUCUCUUUCUGCUAGCCCUGGCUCAGCAUCGAGUGCUAUCUCCAAGGCCAUCCAGGAUGCCAGUCUGAGACUCUUUGGUUUCAAGGUUCCUCCACUGCGAGCUUCGCCAAAGGGUCCGUCUCCGCCGCUUUACCAAGCCUUUCCAACAUAUCCAACACCCCAAGCGCCUGUUGGGCUACUGGGAGACGGCAGAAACGUUCAGGGUACGGAUGAGGAUGGUAAAGCAGCACAAACUAUUGAGGAACUUGCAACCCGAAGCGACUGUGUUUAUGGAUUUGCCGAAGUCAAAUACAAGCAACUUGUUCCACUGGCACCGUCCGCAGAUCACAUCUUGGGCGGUCUUGAGCCUGAACAGCUGGUUAAUGAAGAAGAUGGGUUGACGGUGGAAGCAAUUGUGGCUUUAUCGGAGGAGGCUCUUGUUUUGUACGUCAAGUCGCUCACUCUUCUUGCCCGAGCUAUGGACAUAGCUAGUCUCUGGUGGUCCAAGAAGAGCCGAGGAGACACGGGCACCGGCUUGUCAGCAGCAGCAGCUCAGACGGUUGUUCAGCGCAUCAACGCCGUGGUACAGUGGGUUCGACAACGCUUCAACGAAGUGCUAGAGAAGUCAGAAAUUGUCCGCCUUAAACUCACAGAAGCGCAGAAGCAACUGCCUGAUGAUCAUCCCAGCCACCCAUCCAACCAUGGCACUGAGUCGAUUGCUUCCUCAGCUGGAAGUCCCACAAAACAAGUUUAUCUCACUCCCGGUAUCAGCGCCGAAAAGCUUAUGUACGAUCGGGCUCUGGAGAUGAGUCGGGCUGCAGCCAUCGAUGAAGUCACCAAUGAGAACCUCUCAGGUUGCGAAAUAUCGUAUAUCACGGCUAUUCGGAUGCUUGAAGCCGUAUUGGACAACGAUGAGGGAUCGGGUUCCGAAACAAGAAGGCUGUCUACUGGUAAAGAAGCUGAGAGAGAGGCUGUUAAGGAAGUAAGCGGGGGCGAGCUUGACAGCGAUGAGGAGGCUCACGUCCGAAAGAGACGACUUGCUGCUGUGCGCAAGAAGCAACAAAUGAUUGCCGAGGCCAACAGCAAAACAAACCUUGUUUAUCAGCAGGCAGUGCGUCGUCGCAGCGGCGAUAUGACACCACGAAGCGUUCCCUCGCAUGCAUCUUCCUGA